CUACUAGGGUUUUAGCAUACGCUCAUAUAAUAAAAAGGUUAGAUUCAUAGCCGCUUAUAUCGCUUGAGGUUUCUUCCGCAUUGCCCCCCCUCGAGACGAAAAUGGUUGCUUUCAGGUUUCACCAGUACCAGGUUGUCGGAAGAGCUCUCCCGACAGAGAAGGAUGUUCAACCCAAGAUUUACAGGAUGAAGCUCUGGGCCACCAACGAGGUUCGUGCCAAGUCCAAGUUCUGGUACUUCUUGAGGAAGCUGAAGAAGGUCAAGAAGAGUAAUGGUCAGAUGCUCGCCAUUAACGAGAUCUUUGAGAAGAACCCGACAACCAUCAAGAACUUCGGAAUCUGGUUGAGGUACCAGAGCAGAACUGGAUACCACAACAUGUACAAGGAGUACCGUGACACUACCUUGAACGGAGCUGUUGAGCAGAUGUACACUGAGAUGGCGUCCCGACACCGUGUGAGGUUCCCUUGCAUCCAGAUCAUCAAGACAGCAACUGUCCCGGCUAAACUUUGCAAGAGGGAGAGCACCAAACAGUUUCACAACAGUAAGAUCAAGUUCCCCUUGGUGUUCCGUAAGGUGAGACCACCAAGCAGGAAGCUCAAGACCACUUACAAGGCAUCCAAACCCAACCUUUUCAUGUAAAAGGCUCACAUGUUUUUGUUUGGGGCUCAUAUCUUCAUGAAGUUAUGCAACCUGCUGUUUUGGAUUUUAUUUUUCUACUAUAACAAUUUUUUAGGUUUUGUAUUCAUCAAACUUGAGUAUUUGUUUCUUGCUAUGAAAAAAACUCUUUACCUUGUUUC
Brassica napus (rape) is the source of this 796-nucleotide messenger RNA. RefSeq names its product 60S ribosomal protein L18a-2-like. The coding region runs from base 102 to 638 and encodes 178 amino acids. The transcript has 4 exons. Gene Ontology annotation, biological process: translation. Gene Ontology annotation, cellular component: ribosome; cytosolic large ribosomal subunit. Gene Ontology annotation, molecular function: structural constituent of ribosome. Lineage: Eukaryota; Viridiplantae; Streptophyta; Magnoliopsida; Brassicales; Brassicaceae. The record is from RefSeq and is a predicted model, not a curated record.